This is a messenger RNA of Drosophila navojoa, 2564 nucleotides long. RefSeq names its product claspin (gene Claspin). Gene Ontology annotation, molecular function: anaphase-promoting complex binding. Gene Ontology annotation, biological process: mitotic G2 DNA damage checkpoint signaling; activation of protein kinase activity; mitotic DNA replication checkpoint signaling. The record is from RefSeq and is a predicted model, not a curated record. Lineage: Eukaryota; Metazoa; Arthropoda; Insecta; Diptera; Drosophilidae.
AAAGAAGAAGAGGAUAAAGACAAAGAUGCAGAUGUAGAUGAGCCAAUGGACAUAAUUGAUAAAACAGAUCAAAUCGAUAUUGAGAUAGGUGGCCAACUGGAGGAGAAGGUAGUUGAUGUGGAAGAUCAUUUAUCUCUUCCAGAAAUUGAGCCAAUAGUUGAGAAUAUUACAGCAGCCUCUGAGGCUGAAACACUAGAAGAUAACGGAGGUAUGCCUGAAAUCAGUUCACCUACUAAAACAAGACUGGUAACUGAGAUUGUGGAGUUGCCCAAGUUGGACUUAAGCAAUUUGGAUAUUACGCCUCCUUCGAAGCCCUCUACGCCACGUAUAAGUGAAGCCAUCCGACGACUAAAAAAUGAGAAAAGCAGCGAUAUUAGCCCUUCCUUAAAGGGCGAUGCCAACAUGGUCAUUGAUCUGGAAACGGGCGACAUGUUUGCCAAGAAGCCAACGGGAGUUGAUGAUUUGCUGGAGCGUCUAAUGAAAACGCGGGAGGCCAAGAAGCACAAGACUACGGAAACAGUUAACAUUUUAUCCGCUGCACAUGGUAAGCUGGAGUUAUCAAAGGUGAGCAUACAUCUGCAUGAAGAGGAGCCAGUCAACAAGGAGCAGAAGCCUGGCGCUGCGUACCUUAAGAUGCAGGAUCAUCUCAAGACAUUAAUAACAAAUAAACGAAUGGAAGAACUACGCAAGAAGCAAGCUGAGGAAAUGGAAAAUUCAAAUGAUGAAGCUAAUGAGGAUGAGGACAUGGAUGUAGAGGAGGCUGAAGAAUAUGAGCCAGAUGCAAAGCCUAACAAAAAAGAACUGAUAAUUAAUGAUGAUGAGGAAAUUGUUGAGGCAGAUAAUGCAGAAGAGAUUGAAGAAGGAGAGGACGAAGAUGUGGAAGUUGACGCUGAUGAAUCAGAAGCAGAAGCAGACUUGGAAGCAGAGUCGGGAACAGAGGCAGCAGAGCAAGAAACUACCAGCAGCGAGAGCGAACCAGAAGAAGACACACAAACGAGCAAGCGUAAAAAUCGUAUUAUACGGGCAUUCGAGGACGACAACUCCGAUGAAGAUGAUGUGGAUUUGCUGCAGACGCCCAAACCAAGCAAGGUGGCGCCUGUGACUGCCGACGAACUACAAUUAUCUGCCCACAAGCUGUUCGACACGGAAAUUCAGCGUUCGGCUAGCGAUGAAGAGAACGAACUACUCGGGCUGUGCUCAGGAAGAUUCACGCAAUCGGAAAUCUCAUCGGCAGCACCGACGGUCGGAGCACUCAUUAGUCAAAUUCCCAUAACACAAACAACAGGAAACACACAACCCGAGGAAUUGGAGGCGCUAUGCUCAGGCACUUUUGAUACUCAGCCGGCACCUGAGAGCAAUAAAAUACUCUCCAGUGAAGAAGAGGCAAAGGAACCAUUGGAAACUGAUAAGCCGCGGCAGAAAAAACUGACCAAGAAGAGGCAAAAGAAGAAAGCAAAAUUGGGAUUCUCCGACGAUGAAGAAAGCGAUGAUGAUUCAGAUAAUAAUGUGGAAGAGGAAGAGGAUCAGGAAGAGUGCGAGAUAGAAGAGCCAGAAGAAGUUCCGGAGACAUUCGUCGACUAUGACUCCGAAGAAAAUGAAAUCGUAGUCGAAAUGACAAAGAAAGAUCGGAAAUUGCGCGCAUCGAACUUUGUGGAGAAUGAAGCUGAAUUAUCUGAGUCAGAAUGGGGCUCUGCUGAUGAAGAUGAAAAGAAUAUGGACUGUUAUGACAUAGAGCUUGGUGACGAAGAUCAGUUUGAUAGGGAGAAACUCCGCAACGAACUGGGACAGAUUCACGCACGCAAAAUGCUUGAUCAGGACAUACGAGAGGUGCGCAAGAUAAAGGAGAUGCUCUUUGAGGAUGAGGAGGGUGCAGUGCGACAGCGGCAGUUUCGUUGGAAGAAUGCAGAUAACGGUCUGGGCUUUAGCUUAGAUGAUCCCCGCAACCAGAACGGCGAUGCUGAAGCCAACGAGGGCAGCGGCGAUGAAGAAAACGAGCAUUUGUGGCGCAAGAUUCGCUACGAGAGAGAGCAGCUUUUACUUGAGAAGGGACUGAAAGAGGCAACACUAGGCAGCGGGUCACCUCUCUCACCGGCUGUGACUAACAGCAACACAACUAUACGAAAGCUAACCAUAAUCACAGCUAAGAAAACCACAGUAGAGGUAAAAAAGAGUUCACCAUUCCUGAUCUCAAAGACCUCCCAGCAGCAGCAACAGCAGCGAGCGGUGCGUGGUUCAUUUCUGGUGCGAGACAAGGAGACACUCAGCAAGCUAGCUGGUUUGACCAAAGGCUCAGUUGGUGAUCUGGAUGGAACAGCAGGCACUGUUUCCGUCAAGUCAGCCAAAGCUAAAAACUUUGUGUUUGCCACGCUAACUGAGGAGGAGCAUGAGAAUCAAAAGCGAAAGGCGGCCGAUUUGCUAAACAGCAGCAGUGAGACUGGCAUUAAUUUUAUGAAAAAGCCAAGACUGGAGCCUCGCCGGGAGAAGUGCCUUAUCGAUCAGCUGCUUUAAGUUUUAGUUAGCAUUUAAUUAGCUCUAGUUAUCAAAAAAUUCAAAUUAAAGAAAAC